UCAUCUUUUCCCUUUAUUCAGAUUUGCUCAAUAUCUACUUCUUUUCCACCCUUUUUUCAAUAUUUUAUUGGAUUAUGGAAUACUAUUAUACAGUAUAUUUGGUGCAUGCAGGUCUAUAAAAUCUGCAUUUUUAGUGUUCUUGUUUCAAAAUUUCUAGCAACUGCAAGAGCAUAUUAACUCUAAUAAAAAAUCUAAGUUACUUAUUUUAGUGUAAGAGAAGGAGUUAAUAAUGCAGGGAUUUAGAGACCAGAUUUUUAGCUCUGAAUCUGGUUUGGAAAUUCAGAAACUUGGAAAUGAUGAGUUUGAUGAUGAUGGGAAGCCUAAGAGAACAGGAAACGUUUGGACUGCAAGUGCACAUAUUAUUACAGCAAUCAUAGGCUCUGGAGUUCUCUCACUAGCAUGGGGAGUUGCACAGCUUGGAUGGAUUGCCGGUGUUGCGACUCUUGUCAUUUUCUCCGGCAUCACAUUGUACACGGGCAGCCUCCUUGCAGAUUGCUAUCGAUCCCCAGUUACUGGAAAACGCAACUAUACUUACAAGGAAGUUGUCAAGAACAACCUUGGUCAAGUGAUGUAUAUGUUUUGUGCAACGGUUCAAUAUGUGAACUUAACCGGGAUGGUGAUCGGAUACACCAUCACAGCAUCGAUAAGUAUGGCUGCUAUCCAGAAGUCGGAUUGCUUCCAUAGCCGAGGCCAUGGGGUUUCAUGCAGUGUUUCUCACAAUCCAUAUAUGAUAGGAUUGGGAGUUCUUGAGAUUUUCCUGUCUCAAAUCCCCAACUUCCACAGGCUGUCGAUGCUCUCUGUCGUUGCAGCCAUCAUGUCUUUUGCAUACUCGUCUAUAGGCGUAGGGCUCGCCUUUGCAAAAGUUGUUUCAGGGGACAGGGGAAGAACCUCGCUCACGGGUGUAGAAAUCGGGGAUGGCCUAACAGCAGCGGAGAAGAUUUGGAGAAUGUUUAGAGCCUUUGGUGACAUUGCUUUUGCUUACACUUAUUCUCAAAUCUUGGUUGAAAUUCAGGAUACACUAAAAUCCAGCCCUCCUGAAAACCAAGUGAUGAAGAAGGCCAAUGUUGUUGCUGUAUCAACUACUACAGCUUUCUACCUGAUGUGUGGCUGCUUCGGCUAUGCUGCAUUUGGCAACGAUGCACCCGGGAAUCUGCUAACGGGCUUCGGUUUCUACGAGCCCUUCUGGCUCGUGGACGUGGCCAACGCCUGCAUUGUGCUACACCUAGUUGGAGCAUAUCAAGUAUUUGCACAACCUAUUUACAGCGUUGUGGAGUCGUGGGCGAGGAAGAAGUGGCCGAGGUCGGUGCUGGUGACCGGGGAGUACACCAUAAGCCUUGACAAAAAGCAAAGGGUUGUGAUCAGUCUCAACUUUUUGAGAUUGAUAUGGAGAAGUUUGUUUGUGAUAUUUGCAACUUUUGUAGCAUUGUUGAUGCCAUUUUUCAAUGAUGUGUUAGCUUUGCUAGGGGCAAUAGGAUAUUGGCCGUUGACAGUGUAUUUCCCCAUUGAAAUGUACAUCGCCAACAAUAGGGUUGGGAGGUGGACCCGUAGGUGGCUCGGCCUCCAACUUAUCAACGGUGUGUGCUUGCUCGUGGCCGUGGCUGCGGCCUGUGGCUCACUCCAAGGGCUCGGGAAGUCGCUCGAGACCUACGAGCCUUUCAAGGUGAAGGACUAGGAUGGUUCAUGGAGAUGUAACAACUCUUUAUAGAAGAGUUGGUAGUUUUUCUAUUUGAAGAUGUUGAUUGGACUAAAAUUUGAACUUUAUAAUGUUCAAAAUAAACGUGAAAUGUUUGACAUGUGCUUCUGAAGAUAGUAAAAGAAAUGAGGAAUACUAUAAGUUAUAGUA
Molecule: messenger RNA, 1843 nt
Organism: Salvia splendens (bonfire salvia)
Lineage: Eukaryota; Viridiplantae; Streptophyta; Magnoliopsida; Lamiales; Lamiaceae
Product: amino acid permease 8
Exons: 7
Coding region: 230-1672 (480 amino acids)
Source: RefSeq, a predicted model, not a curated record